AUGGAAAAUGAGGUUCUCAGGAAGGCACUUGGGCUGCAAGGUUCUGUCAUCUUUGAAAGCCAUACAAAUCUGGGGCAUCUGCAGGAGAAUCCACUGAGUGAAGGGAAGGAUGAUGAACACAUCCCUGCAAUCACAAUUGAAUAUAAGGCACCUCACAAACUCAUGCAGGCUGACAUGGCCACAGGACUGGCCAAAGAGAUCCAUCCCGCCCAGGAUGUUAUUGGUCAGGACUCUGAUGAUGUUGAAUUCUGCUGUAGACAGCUUGUUGCCACAGUUACAACUCAGCUCUUCUCUUACAUGGUCCAAAAAGGGGUGUGUUAUGGCUACAUAUGCACUGGAGAAGCCUUCAUCUUUGUUUACAUCCCAGAUGAUUCAUCUUCAGUUCAGUGUGCGCUUUGCAGACCAGAACUGGAUGUCAAGACAAUUGGUGAGGAUGAGCUACAGUUGACAGUCACUGCACAGGCAUUCGUGGUCGAACACAAAGGGGAGGGUCCGGAUCAGCUGCAAAGUCGCGAGGCACGCCAUGAUGUGGGGAAAGAUGGUAGCCCUCUUGAUCCAUUGUGCCCCAACUACCAGGAUCAUCAGAAGGGCCGGAUCCAGAUACAUGGCUUCUGUGCUGGUAUCCGGAAGCAGCUUGCCAUGGAUCGUGGCCCGGACACUGACUGCCGUCCUCUCUACAAGGCAGGAAGUUGUGGGGCACUGUUCAAAGUCCGGUUCUCAUCGCAUGGAUACACUGUGGUCGCUAAGGGUGUGGAAUACAAGCAUGUGCAUAAGCUCAAACAUGAAAAGCAGAUCUAUGAUGAGCUCCGAGAUCUCCAGGGUGAAUGUAUUCCAGUUUGUCUGGGUGUCAUCCAACUGGCAUUGAAGUAUCCCUAUUACCAUGAUGGCGGAAUCUACACCCACAUGUUAUUUUUGAGCUGGUUUGAGCUGGGCGGGAGAAGCAAUCCAAAAAGCUAG
Paracoccidioides brasiliensis Pb18 is the source of this 957-nucleotide messenger RNA. RefSeq lists its product as uncharacterized. The transcript has 4 exons. The record is from RefSeq and is a predicted model, not a curated record. Bases 1 to 957 code for a protein of 318 amino acids.